This is a messenger RNA of Rhodotorula toruloides NP11, 864 nucleotides long. RefSeq lists its product as uncharacterized. Lineage: Eukaryota; Fungi; Basidiomycota; Microbotryomycetes; Sporidiobolales; Sporidiobolaceae. The coding region runs from base 1 to 864 and encodes 287 amino acids. The record is from RefSeq and is a predicted model, not a curated record. The transcript has a single exon.
AUGGCCACAGCUACAGCUACGCGCAGCACGACUAGCCCAGGCCGCGCCCGCUCGGCGUCGAACGACCCGCUCCUCGCCCCUCCCGCUGCAGACUACGGCAGUACUACUCCCCCAACCUCGCCGGGCGAUGAUGCGCAGCCCACACCGAACAGGAACGAAGUGGACGACCCUGUGCUGAACUUGCUCGAUUGGAUCUGGGGCGAGCAGUGCACCCUGAUUGGCCUUGUCCGCGACUCGUACAUCGUCUUGGGACUCGUCCUCCUCGCCAAGCUGGUCAUUGGCGCAUCGCUUCCCAUUUGCCUUGAAUUCAACAGCGCACUGCCCCAGUCAUCUGCCGACAUGGUUGACUUCUUCUUCAGCGGGCCCCCUUCCGCUCAAGUUUGCACGGAUUGCGGCGUUGUGCAGCGGGACUUGCUCUACCUUCUGUUCGUUGCGAUGAUGUGGAUCAGCGGUUGUAUCCUAGUCCCCAUUGGACUCAUCCUCAUCUUCCUCUACAUCUGCCUCAUGUGGAUGCUGCUGGCUGUCUUCGAGGGUACCCUCCUUCUGUUCCCCGGUGUUCUCGUCGGAUAUUACCUGAAACACAUCUUGCAUGGCGUCAAACUCGCCUUCUUGACGAACGCUCCGCCCUCACGUCGCGCCAUCGCCACCCUCCUCGCGACCCCGCUCGUCCCGCUCCUCACGCACACUCUCCUCGUCCUCCUUGACUUCCGCCUCAGCACCACCUCGUGGACGCUCGUCUACAUCGACUCGACAGUCUACCACCUUGUGCGCUGGGCGGAGUGGCAGAAACGGUGGCACAGGGUGCCGGAUGAGGAGGAGGAGCUGUACAAGGACGGUGAGGAGGAUGGGGCGGACAAGCCGUGA